Molecule: messenger RNA, 1215 nt
Organism: Debaryomyces fabryi
Lineage: Eukaryota; Fungi; Ascomycota; Pichiomycetes; Serinales; Debaryomycetaceae
Exons: 1
Coding region: 1-1215 (404 amino acids)
Biological process (GO): carnitine biosynthetic process
Cellular component (GO): mitochondrion
Molecular function (GO): iron ion binding; trimethyllysine dioxygenase activity
Source: RefSeq, a predicted model, not a curated record
AUGAGUAUUGAAGCUUCCAAAAUUAUUGAUGCUAAGCCUGUUGAUGGGCCAAGUUUAGAAAUCGCCGUUACGUGGGCUGAUGGGACCGUAUCCAAGUACCACAAUAUUUGGUUACGUGACAACUGCCAUUGUGAAGAAUGUCAUUAUAGUGCAACUAAACAACGUUUAUUGAACUCAUGCUCGAUUAAAGCAGAUAUAAAGGCAACUUCUGUGGACUAUGAUGCUAAGGGCUUGAGAAUUGUGUGGGAUCAGAAUGGCCAUAGGAGUGAAUAUGAAAGUGAUUGGUUAGCAUUGCACUCGUACAAUCCAAAGCUAGUACCAAACCAAUUGAAGAUCAAAGGAGAACAGGAAGUCUUAAAACAGAGCUAUUGGAAAGUCAAAGACAUUAAAGACAACUUUCCCAGUGUUGAGUUUAGGGCCAUUAUGAACUCGGACGACCGCACAGAUAAUGAAGAAGCUAUUAAAGAUUGGUGUUUGAAAAUCUGGAAAUACGGUUUCUGCAUGAUCGAUAACGUUCCUAUUAGCCCUGGAGAGACCGAGAAGCUCUGUGAGAAAAUCACCUACAUUAGACCUACUCAUUAUGGUGGUUUCUGGGACUUUACCAGUGAUUUAUCGAAGAACGAUACUGCGUACACUAAUUUUGAUAUCUCGUCUCAUACCGAUGGCACUUACUGGAACGACACCCCAGGAUUGCAAUUAUUCCAUUUAUUAUAUCAUGAUGGAACUGGAGGUACUACGUCCCUAGUCGAUGCAUUCCAAUGUGCCAAAAUAUUGCAAAAGGAGAACCCAGAGGAUUUUGAGUUAUUGACAAAAAUUCCAGUACCUGCCCAUUCUGCCGGGGAAGAAAAGGUUUGUAUUCAGCCAGAUAUUCCUCAGCCUAUAUUUAAGCUUGACAAUGAAGGCGAGUUGGUUCAAGUACGUUGGAAUCAAUCUGACAGAUCGACAAUGGACAGUUGGUCAAACCCAGAGGAUGUUCCAAGGUUUUACAAGGCCAUCAGUAAUUGGUAUAAGAUAAUCACCGAUCCAGAAAACGAAAUAUUCUAUCAAUUAAGACCAGGCCAAUGUUUGAUUUUUGAUAAUUGGAGAUGCUUUCACUCUAGAACUGAGUUUACAGGUAAACGAAGAAUGUGCGGUGCGUAUAUAAACAGAGACGAUUUUAUGUCACGGUUAAAGUUAUUGAACUUAGGAAGAAAAGCAGUCUUGGAUUCUAUUUAA